Messenger RNA from Mercenaria mercenaria, 4009 nucleotides. Its product is annotated as regulator of G-protein signaling protein-like. The record is from RefSeq and is a predicted model, not a curated record. The transcript is spliced from 22 exons. NCBI's taxonomy places the organism in Eukaryota, Metazoa, Mollusca, Bivalvia, Venerida, Veneridae. The coding region runs from base 107 to 4009 and encodes 1300 amino acids.
GCUUAGCGUCGCGUUGUUUCUAUAGAAGGGGCGUCGACAUAUAUGAAGGGGAAGCUACCAAACCGUACUGUAUCAGUCAACUUAACAACAAAAAUGUGAAGAAAUAAUGAAUGAAUCGUCAGAAACAGGUCCAUCAAAAGCAGAAUUGGAGGAACUGACCUUACUCCUUGAAAAUCGAACGUUUGUGGAUUAUUUCAACACUUUCCUUUGUCUACCUGUUUUUGGCCAGCAUGUGCUCUACAAUUACAUGGAAAUGGAAUUUGAGUUUGAGCCCCCUAUCAGGAACCGGCGGCACCUAUACCUUGAUCGUAGAGAGGUUCUGAAAUGGCUGUGCACGGAGAGGCUGCGUUCGUUUAAGAGGUCUGCAUUGUACACGGAAUAUAACCUGUGUAUGUUACUGAGGAACACAAGCGUCGAGCUACCUGGAUUACAAUGUGAAAAGGGUCAAGAUACGACGGUGUUCACCAGAAAUAUAAUUGGCACCGUCAGAGGGAUGAUGAUCUUCCGGGAAUCUAUGAGGGGUACAGAGGGAGAGACCGUUUAUCGGUGCUGGAAAGAUAUAGAGACCUGGAGACUUACUGAAGAUCCAAUGAAAAAGAAGUACUACAUGCGUGAAAUUUACAUCCAUUACAUAAGUGGAAUUAGCGCGACAGAAGUGGCCAGUAAAUUAAAAGGAAAAGUGUUCCAUGGUAUACAGGACUUUGUUCCUAAAAGCGAUAUUCAUCAGCAAAUACUUGACUCUGUGGCAGACAACGCCUUCCAUUGCUUUGUCGAAUCAGACGAAGCAUUACUUAAGUUGCAGACGAUACAACUAUAUGCACUCCGGAAUUAUUGGUUACCAAGACAUCUUUUGCAUAUAUUACAAACAGUAAACAAAGAAACACUUGACAUACUAAUGAAGCCUGCAUCAGGAGAUGUUGAGUCCAUUGGUCAUGAACGCCGCAUGCGUUGCCGCUACAUGUUUCCGACGAUAUAUGAAGAUUCCAGCAUAAACUCACCGACGACAACCGUUUUAGAAGAUUUGAAAGCUCCGGCGAAGACGCCGUCAUUGUCGUCACUAAGCGACACUGAAUCCGAGGAUGAAGUUGAACCGACCGACCUUUUUGCACUAUGGGGAGGUCCAGCGAAAGAAAUUAAAGCUGAGUGCCCAUCGCCAGCAAGUUCUGCUUUCUUACCGGAAGUAGCGACUUCAGCUGAACUAAGCGACCUGAAGCUGCACGCUCCCAGUGCACAUGUCAGGAGCCCAAUUCCCAUUGCUCUAACUUCGUACCUGGCCGGAAAAGGACGAACUUUGCUCGGACAUUUUCCGAACACAACUAACAGGGUGAUCUGGUCUCUGGCCUCAGACACGCUAGCCAGCUGUCCUUUUCGAGAAUUCCUUGAACAAAACGGAAAGGUUUCAGAUCUGAAAUAUUUACGAUUCUGGACUGAUGUUCGGAAUUACCUAGAUACUGACGAACACGUCACGGAUAGACACGGGCAAUCUUUGCGGCUACGGCUUGCACACCGGAUAGCUGAUAUCUACCUAUCUAAAGAUGCUGAAGGAAGCGAUAUCUUCUCAGAGACGUUAAAAAUGUCCUUGUUCACCGCAAUCAGUACAAAUAACGAUAUUUCGUUGCUUUGCACAGCCCAAGAUUUAGUUCAAAUGAACUUAGAGGAACCUCUGAAAGUGUACGUGCAGGAUGAAAGGCGCCGCUUUUUAAAGCAAGUGCGGGGCAAAAGAUGCAACCUGAAUAAAAAGCAACUUCAAGCAAUUGACCAAGCUGCAAAAAACACAAGAUUGAAAUCUGCAAGUGAUGCGGCCGAUGUGGAUCCGGAGUAUUUUUUCAACUGUGUUACACUAGAAACAGCGUCGUCUGCGACUUCUCCUGUAUUUUCUCCGACAGUUUCGUACGGUUCUGCUAUAUCACGUCCGGAAACGUCGUAUAACAUGAGCAUAACCAGGGAACAAAUGUUGAAAGCAAUGGAAUUAACUGUACUUUGCAGUCAAUAUGGCGUUCCAAUGACGGUGCCCGAGAGCCUAACGAAUCUCUCACAGCUGGCUGAUGUUCUCUACAGCGAUUAUGGCAGUCAGCAUGUUACCAGAAUUCCGACCGUACGGAACGAAAGGCUGAGAAGCAUGCUGGAGGUAGAAAAAAUUGAUAUAGAGAAGUUAAAAGUGUCUAGAAAGGUUUUGUGGGAACCCAUUGAUAUUUCUAUCUUUAAAAAAGAUGACGAUAUACCGAGAGGGAGAGGCCGGAUGAUAAGACGUGCAGGUGUGAUUAUAGAGAGACCCAGAAGACCAAAGUCUUUAAUCGAGGUGUUGAGUAACCCGGUUCAGUUCGACUUUUUCAAGCGGUUCCUGAUGGCGCAUAAAAUGAGCCUCCCACUUAUGUUUUGGAGAGCCGUUGAAGAUCUCCAUGGAAUGAGUAAUGCCAUGGCACGGCAGAGCAGAGUGGUGCAGAUAUUGCGAAAAUUCUUCGGAAAAGGCGCAAAAUAUGGAGCUGCAUUGGGUUGCGAUGAUGAAAUAAUACGACAAAUCCCACAUUUGGAGAAAGUCACUCCCGGUAUUUUGAUGUGCGCCCAGGCAGCUGUUUUUAGGUCUUUAGAACGAAAAUGGUAUAUACUGUAUUGCAACACGUUCCCACCAGAUUCCGGAAGGUCAUCCGAAAAUAGCAUCACCUUUACCGUACAAACGGGGCUGGUAAAGAAUUUUGAAGUAGCCGCUGAUCUUGUUACCAAGACGAAGAAGGUCAAGAAGAGGACAACUGGCAGCAGAAGAACGCUGGCGUUAUGGAAGAACUUUUCAAAAGCACUGACAACAUUUGUUAAAGCUGUUUCUUCGAAGACCGAGUCACAGCUGUUCGAGAUGUUUCUGAAAUAUGAGGCUGAACGGGAGAAGCAAAGUCCCCAGAAGGAUCAGACGGGUCAGAUGCCACAUGCGGACAAGAGCAAGAGUACUAUGAUGCCCAACGCACAAGCCAGUGUUCAAACACGUGUUGUCGUCCGUAAUAAGCUGAUCAUUAUGAAUCGUCUGCCGGCAGAUUUGAGGUUUUGGUCGGAAAUUAGGAAAUAUCAAAGCCUUAUUGACACUGCCUCACUGAAGGGCAGCGUAUCCGACCAGGAGAACGAAUUCUUUAUGGACAAAGCAAAAUCUAUAAUCUCCUGCUUCCUAAAUUCGGAAAUAAUGCCAAAAGUACAGGUGAACAUUUCAAAUGACAUGGCGUCGAACAUCAUCAACAGUCUAGCUAGUGAUGGUCCGAAAAGAGGCUCGUUUCAUGAUGCUAUAAUUUCCAUCUUCCCGAUUCUCUACCACUUCCAUAAAAAGUUCUCCAAUGAGUGGUUGAAAGGAGAUAUACCGGACGAAUAUUUUGAUUCUAUAGAGGCUGCAUUGCAAGAUCACGUGUCGUCCAUGCCUCAUCAAGGAACGGACAUGCCCGAUUUUACAGACUUAAAACCGGAUGAGAUUAAAACAUCCACCCAGUGGACACACGACGAUAAUUGGAUGAGAAUACACUUCUCCAUAUCUGAAGGGGUAACGCUUAUCUACCCGCAAGUGAAGAAAACACCAACAAUAACAGCAACAGGCAGACGUAUGACAAAGCACAGUCUGCAUGCGCUAGAUGAGGAGACAUCGCAGGUAGAAGUGAGCAAAGGCGGUCACGGAGAUAAGGCAGAAAGCCCACAGGUUCAUAAAGGGGUAGAUAAGCAUCAACAGAAAAAAUCGGACGGCAAGAAACACUCUGUCGGUAGCAUGAAAAGAAAGAAAUCAAAGAAAAUUGUAGUCAAAGAAUCGGAGCAAAUUUCAUCAGAGCCACCUAAAGGGAGAAAAGUAUCCAUUGACAAAGCUCGCAGGUUAAGCUUCCUUAUGGAAUCUUUAAAUAAAGUAAAACAAGAGAAGAUAAGUGAACAGAACAAACUGUUUAGCAGAAUGAUGGCAUUUGAAGAUAUUAUUGCUGCUGCAGCAGCUAUGGCAGAAUUGCCGGAAUCCCAGUCCCCGCUCUCCUCGAAGGAAAGUUCAAAGGAUUAA